This is a messenger RNA of Colletotrichum chrysophilum, 1722 nucleotides long. RefSeq lists its product as uncharacterized. The transcript is spliced from 6 exons. The record is from RefSeq and is a predicted model, not a curated record. Gene Ontology annotation, molecular function: transmembrane transporter activity. Gene Ontology annotation, biological process: transmembrane transport. Bases 1 to 1722 code for a protein of 573 amino acids. Lineage: Eukaryota; Fungi; Ascomycota; Sordariomycetes; Glomerellales; Glomerellaceae.
AUGAAGAGAUCAGGUUACAUGACGGGAGGCCCUCGAGGCGGCUCCUCAGGGAGCAAGGCCAAGUCGAGCCGUCCACCUUUCCCCGCGAGACAAAUGUUUGUUCUCGCUCUUUGCAGAAUCUGCGAACCGAUCGCUUUCAUGUCCAUCUUCCCAUACAUCUACCACAUGGUCCGCGACUUCCACAUCGCUGAAACCGACGAUCAAAUCGCCGUGUACGCCGGCAUGGUUACCUCUGCCUUCACCUUGGCUGAAUUCUCGACUGGGGUCAUGUGGGGAAGGCUCAGCGACAAGAUUGGGCGCAAACCAGUUCUCUUGAUGGGUCUCGCCGGUACUGCUCUCAGCUCUCUGGUCUUCGGCUUCGCACCCAAUCUGGCCGUUGCGCUCAUUGCGCGCGCUCUUGGUGGUCUGCUGAACGGCAACAUUGGUGUGUUGCAAACUACUGUUGCCGAGUUGGUCACUGUCAAGGAACACCAGCCUCGUGCAUACACCAUCAUGCCCUUAGUGUGGUGCCUUGGCUCCGUUGUUGGACCGAUGAUUGGCGGUGCGCUCGCCGAACCUUGUGUGAACCUUCCCAGCUUGUUCCCCAAGGGAACAAUCUGGGAGCGCUUCCCCUACCUUCUGCCUAACCUCUUCAGUGCCAUCACGGUCUUCUUCGGUGUCAUCAUCGGACUUUUGUUCUUGGAGGAGACGCACGCGGAGCGCAAGAAGAGGAGAGAUGCUGGUGUCGAGCUUGGAAAGCGCAUCUCUUCAUGGCUUUCGCUCGGCAGCUGCCAGAUCCCGGCGCGGAAGGCUGAGAAGCAGGCUUUGCUUGACGACGACGACCUCCCCGGAUACCGCACAAACGAGAACUCGCCUCAGCUUGUUGGAUCCUCUUCCGAGAUUCCUGAACUUACCGAAACUUUGGAUCUGAGCGCUGCCCCGUGUGAAGACAUUGAGCAGACUCCUGCUGAGCCAAGCAAGACUUUCACGCGGCCGGUUGUCUUGAACAUCAUUUCCUACGGCAUUCUGGCUUUCCACACAAUGACCUUCGAUCAGCUCUUCCCCGUUUUCCUCAGCACCGCCUCGCCCGAGCACAAGGAUAUCCACCUUCCUUUCAAGUUCGUCGACGGCUUCGGCAUGGAAACCGGCCAGAUUGGUGUCAUUCUCUCUGUGCAGGGCGUUUACUCGAUGAUCUCGACCGUCUUCAUUUUCCCCAUGGUCGUUCGACGCCUCGGACCCCUCCGCCUUUUCCGAAUGCUCGCUAUUUCGUACUUCAUGCUGUACAUGUUGACCCCAUACCUUGUCCUUCUGCCGAGCAACAUUCGAAUGGUUGGCAUUUACAUGAUGGUCAUCUGGAAGUGCACCUUCUCAACCAUGGCCUACCCCAGCAACGCUAUCCUCCUCACCAACUCCGCACCAAGCCUGCUCUCCCUUGGAACCAUCAAUGGCGUCGCCGCCUCUACGGCCAGCUUGUGCAGAGCCCUUGGCCCCACCGUUUCUGGCUUUCUCUACGCCUUGGGCCUCCGAAUCGGCUACUCUGGUCUCGCAUGGUGGACUAGCGGUGCGAUCACCAUCAUCGGAGCCGUUCUCAGCUUGUACGCCACCGAGCCCCGUGGACGUUUGGACGAGCCGACACAGGACAUCGAGACGGCCCUCGAGCCUACUGAGACCGAGGGACUUUUGCUCCCCCUGGACGACGACGAGGAGUACGAGGUUGAGGCCGGCCCCAGCUGCAGACGUUAA